UCCUGGGUGUCUGCGUCAAGGAGCUUCGCCCGGGCAGGUUCCUGGUCCUCUGCCUCAGGUGAGGAGGUGCGGGAGGAGAUUCUCUGGGAGCAAGGGCCGGAGACUCCUAAGAAGACCCUUGAACGUCGUUCUGAGUUGUAUAAAAAUGUACCGAGCCCAAAUACUGAAAUCUAAUGAAGUGAUAUUUUCCCGCUAAAAAGAACUGUUUCCCACCAGUUCGGGUUUAAACAUUCAUGCCACAUUGGGAACACAUGAAUAGAAGAAGAAAAUUUCUUCUUGCCUCAGUUCUUGCUCUUCAGAAUUCUAGUUUUAUAUAUCCUUCAUGUCAAAAGUGCCUCUCUCGGAUAAUCCUGGUCUCCAAAAGGUCUUAUUGUCCAAAAUGUGGCUCUACUGGUGAAGCUGAAAAUGCCAUUUACAGAUACAAGCUUUCCUUAAAAGUUGCAGAAUCAAACAAAUUAUUUGGCGUUACUGUAUUUGGAAGCUGCUUAGAUGCAUUUUUUGGUCUCACAGCCACUGGUUUGCACAGGUACAUUCAGGAUCCCAGUGAAAUACCAGAAACUCUGGGCAGUGAUACAACUCAAAACCUAUUAACUAAAGCAGUGGAAACUUGCUUUGUCGGACAAAACUUUGUUUUUGGAGUGACGAAUUUUGAAAACCAGCAUGGAAAAGGUUCAGGUUCCAGUAACUUCUCAGAGCAGUGCUCAGACCACAAGAGAGUAGUUAAAGCACUUGUAGCUUGCCAGAUCAUUCCACCAGACCCAAGUGUUGUAGGCUUCACUGUCAUUGACUAUUUCCGUCGGCUUUUGAAGCUUUCUGCUGCCAGGAAACUUCGCUGUGGCUCCCAGACACCUAAUAGCCACUUACUUGCUUUAGAAAGUUCGAAUAGCGAUCUCAGCAGCUUAUGUGGCCCUGACAGCAGUUCUUGUUUUGAGCCCCAUGACAAAGAUUAUUUUCCAGGAUUCUGGCAGCUAUCACUAGAACUCACUUCUGUUGUUUCACAACUAACAGAUGAUGGUUUUUCAGCUUCGGAACAAAGCAAGGCCAUUGGUACUCUUCACCAGAACAGAAAGUGCAUCUCUGCAGAGGCCACUGGUUCCAAUAGCUGCCUUGAUACCAUUCAGGGUUCAUGGAGCCGUGUUUCACAUAUGGACAAAAAGAGUUCAGCACUAAAGUUAGAUGAAGAACCUGGCCUACAGGCUAAUCAGCCAAGUGCAAUUCAUAGCAAUCAUCAUGAAAUUGGAGUUCCUGACUCUAAUUUAUUCCCUAUGAAAGUACAGGAGCGAUUUGAACCAAGGAAUACAAAAUCCUUCCACAGUGCAGUGGAAGUUACAUAUUCUCAGCAUGAGAUAACAUGUCACCAGAAUCAGGAGGUAGAUACCCUCCCUAGCUUUCAGCAGAGAUGUAUGUGUUAUCCAUCUUCAUCACUCAGGCUUGAGGAAAUAGCCAGUGGUUCCCAGGACUGUGACCUUGAGAUCUGGGAUGACCUGCCACUCUCUGAAAGCCUAAACAAAUUUCUGGCAGCUAUCGAAAGUGAAAUCGCUGUAAACCAGACAGAUGCCAGCCGCAGGAAAUGUCGUCUAGAUAAUGACAUCAGUAAACUGCAUGUGGACCACAGCAGCUUAUCAUUGACUCCACAAAGAACCCCUGGAGCCUUGCAUACACCACGUAUAGCCUUACGGUCACCACCAGGAACAGUCAGAGCAAACUCCAGCAGAGAGAACUUCCUUUCCAACCAUGAAGCAAAUCCAAGUCCUAGCAUUCAUAAGGAAUCACAGCCAGAGAACAGAGCAGAGGCUCUCUCUUUUAGUGGUAAUAAAAGAGAUAUUUCUGAACAUUCUCUACCAAAUGUUCAUCUGUCAGCUCUGUUUCCAUCUUCAAAAGGCUCAGGCACAACAGUUGCUCUUAAGUCUACGAGAAUUCUACCAUGUGAGACUGAAAUUUCAUGUAAGCACAAUACUUCAGAGGCUGACCAUUCUUGUCUCAGCAGCAAAUAUAAUAAUGGAUGUGGAGAAAAAUCACUUUCAGAAAUGAGUGAAAAGUUGACAACUUUGCAUUCUAGGAGGUAUAAUGUUGUUUCCAACUUUCCCAGCUUAGAAAAUAAACAAUACUGUAGGCAGCCAAAGAAUCAGGGCAACAGUUUGACAAUUUGCAGGAAACUCACAUAUCCUUUAGAAGCUUUUCACAGUACUCCAAAUAGAAGUAUGAAUAUAUUGAGAGAAAUGCUUUAUGAACACACUGGUAAUAACCUAACACAGAACUGUUCUACUGGUCAUGAAGGCAGUUACAAUGCUUCUGUGGAUCUCUUUGAUGAUAGUCCUAAAGAGAUGGACAUUGUAACAGAAAUGACCCAAAGGUCACAGGAUAUUUUCUUACAGUGGGGAAAGUCUUUGGCAGAAAGUCAUCAUACAGAAUCUGAUUUUUCACGGAGAUCACUUUCUGAAAACUCCAGCCAGUCAUCACAAAAAUUAUCCUUGCAAAACACAUCUGCCUCUCUCUAUCCAAGAACCUGUCCCUCUCCACCUCAUUUUCACUCAGAUUCAGAAUAUGAUUUUGAAUAUAGCCAAGACUUUGUUCCAUGUUCACAGUCAACUCCAGUUACUAGAUUCCAUCAAAGUAGGAUUCAUGGGCUGAAAGGAGCUUUCCAAAAAUUACCUGCCUUUUAUUUGGACCUUGAUGCCAACUAUAAAAAAACAAGGAUUUCCUCUGCAAAGGACGCACAGCAGGCCACCCCUGUCUGUCCAAAAAAUAUAAAGACACCUGGCCAGAAAUCCAGAAGCCCUACUAUAUCUGGUAUUACACCACCAGAGGUCUCCAACAACCAUCCUGUCACUGAGUGCCUUGAAACUGACGCUGACGAGUGGGUCCCUCCUACCACACAAAAAGUGUUUCCUUCAGAUAUGCUUGGAUUCCGGGCCACGGGUCUAAAGAAAUGCCAUGCUGCUUAUAAUUCUCCUGAUCAAAAUGAGUUACCAAGAAAAAAACUGAAAUAUGGCAAGCAAAGAACUGGUAAAUGCUUAAUUAAGAAGGAGUUAAAUUUAAAGACUAUGCUUACAGCAGCAGUUAUAAAACAGAAAACUCCUGACUGUAACAAUAUAAGGUCAGGCUGGAUUUCUAAAGAGUCAGUUUUGGGACGUGGUUCUUGUGCGGAAGUCAUAUGUUGCCUUCCAUUUUCAGAAAAUUGGUCACCUUCAGCACCUGAAACUAAAAGUGCAUGGUCUCCUGAACUGUUCUCACAAAAUGUCAUCUAAACCCAAUUUCUGAGCUUUUACAGGCUACAGUUACUGCAUUCCUAAACUGUGAUCUCUUAGCCACACCCAGGAAGAAUAAUCCAGAGGUACAUGGGUGAAGCAAGAAGAGUAGUUUCAUUUGUGCAAGGAAUGUCCAUUUCUCCACCAGCAAGGCUUAAGCCCAAGCCUAGAGAGCAAAAUGUCACUGUCAGUUAGAAAUGAGAGGACACAGACUGGAAGAGCCAGUUGGCAUAGCAGAGCGACAGUCUUGAAAGGCUUCAGGUAAGAUGGCCUGUCCUGACACACAGCGCAGAACCUGCAGAGAGGGUAGAGUGAUCUCCUUGGUGCUAGUGAUGGGAGGUGGACAGAGUUAAGAACAAUGUCCCCAACCUCACAAAUCUGGGGUCUGUAGACCAGAGACAGUACAGGAGUUGGAAAACACAGACCAAUGGGAGCCAAAGCACAGGCCACAUAACUCAAUUUCAAGGUUAAAGUCCUGUUUCAUUGCUAUUAAAGCUUUUUUCCCUGAAAUCUAAUUAUUAAGGUACUACAUUAACUUUGUCUUUGUUCAUAUUUGUGAGAGGUGGUUUUUUUGUUUUGUUUUAAAUCUUUCUGUAUCUUUAUGUUUUAGAAAUGAGUUGGGUUUUCUUUUAUUGUCCAGUUUGACAAUCUUUGUCCUCUACCUGGAAUAUUUCCUUUCUUUUUCAAUGGUUUGGUAGCCCAAAGCCCUGAAUUCAUCCUGUGUCCAAUAUGAGAGUCACCUAAAAGCACUAUUCUGGCAGCUCAGUCUCAUACUAUUGUGUGAAAGAAAUACUGCUUCAGCCAGUAGAAAUGUUCCACUCCAGACCCAAGGGACUAGGGUAGGGUCCCUUCUUACUCAGGUCUUAGAGGUACUGUCUGAUCAUCCCCUUAUAUCAUGCUUGACUCCUUCCGUAUCUGCCUACCUUUUAAGAGAUGAUGGCUCUUAGUAUUCUAUUAUUGGCCCUUCUACUCUUUGGUUGACUCUUUCCACUCAUGUACAGUUACCACUCACAAGCUGUUGAAUUCAAAGUCUUACCUUUUAUCUAGACUUUCUCCUGAGGCCAAACUUGUAUGUUAGUUUUUUUAUCAUUCAAUUCAAAAUGUUUUAUGAUUUCCAUGAGUUCAUUGACCCCAUGGGGUGUUUGUUUUUUUUUGUUUUGUUUUUUUGUUUUUUUACAAAUAGUGUUUAUUUCCAACUGACUUCUUUAUCUGUGUCUAAUCUACUUUUCUACCUAUCUGUUGAGUUUUUCUUUCAAAAAUUAUGUAUUUUAUAAAAGCUGGAUUUUCAAAUUUACUGUAUCACAUCUUACUUUUUCUCUAGACAUUUUUAACUUUGCCUGCUACUGCUUUAAACACAGUAAGCAUAGUUGAUUUAUAUUCUGGUUUUGACAGUCUGAAUAAA
Bubalus bubalis (water buffalo) is the source of this 4650-nucleotide messenger RNA. It is a transcript of the gene DDIAS, whose product is annotated as DNA damage induced apoptosis suppressor. Bases 234 to 3248 code for a protein of 1004 amino acids. Gene Ontology annotation, cellular component: nucleus; cytoplasm. The record is from RefSeq and is a predicted model, not a curated record. NCBI's taxonomy places the organism in Eukaryota, Metazoa, Chordata, Mammalia, Artiodactyla, Bovidae. Gene Ontology annotation, biological process: negative regulation of intrinsic apoptotic signaling pathway in response to DNA damage. The transcript has 7 exons.